Molecule: messenger RNA, 3852 nt
Organism: Anarrhichthys ocellatus (wolf-eel)
Lineage: Eukaryota; Metazoa; Chordata; Actinopteri; Perciformes; Anarhichadidae
Gene: col28a2a
Product: collagen, type XXVIII, alpha 2a
Molecular function (GO): serine-type endopeptidase inhibitor activity
Source: RefSeq, a predicted model, not a curated record
AUGAAAAAUCUAUUUGGCAUUGCAUACCUCUGAUCCGGCUUGGGUGAACCUAAAGAUGUUGUCAAUAAAGAGUACGUCCUGUCCCUCCUGAUCACGGAAGUAUUCGACAACAGUCAAACUGUUGGGACAAGGAUGUUCCUCUCCUCUACAUUGGUGCUGCUGGUCACAGCACUGACCAGCGUCUGGGCCCAAGACUCUUACGAAAUAAGGAAAAUUAGCAAGAAAUCCAGGCCCAAACAUCUGGCUGCAAAUAUUGAUGACGGACAAGCCAUCCUAGAUGAGGACUGUAGCUUGGAGCUAACCUUCCUGUUGGACAGCUCUGAGAGCGCCAAGGACAACCAUGAGCAGGAAAAGCAGUUCACUAUGAACAUGGUGGACAGACUCCAAGGGGUACAGCUGCAGACCGGCCGCAGCUUGAGCUUAAAGGUGGCUCUGCUGCAGUACAGCAGUCACGUUAUCACAGAGCAAACCUUCAGAGACUGGAGGGGCACAGAAAACUUUAAGGCCCUCAUCGCUCCCAUCAUCUACAUCGGGCACGGCACCUACACCACCUACGCCAUCACCAACAUGACCAAGAUCUACCUGGAGGAAUCCAGCCCCAGCAGCAUCAAAGUAGCCCUGCUGCUUACAGAUGGUAUUUCCCACCCGAGGAACCCUGACCUUUUCUCUGCUGUUGCUGAUGCCAAGAACCAGGGCAUCAAAUUCUUCACUUUGGGCAUCACUCGGGCAGCCAACGACCCAGCCAAUUUAGCCCAGCUUCGUGUAAUCGCCAGCUCCCCAGCUUCCCACUUCCUCCAUAAUUUACAGGACGAAGACAUUGUUGAAAAAAUCGUCACCGAGAUUACUGGCAUUACUAAUGAAGGAUGCCCUCUGGCUCAGAGAUGUGCUUGUGAGAGAGGAGAGAGGGGACCAAACGGGCCUGCGGGGAAAAAAGGUCGCUCCGGAAACGAUGGAGCCCCAGGGCUUAAAGGGCUAAAGGGUGAUGCAGGACUAAGUGGUCUACCCGGGCGUGAGGGUGCUGAGGGAAAACCAGGUUACAAAGGAGAGAUGGGUGAGAGGGGUGAGUGUGGCACUCCAGGAAUCAAAGGAGACAAGGGUCCUGAGGGUCCAAUUGGAACAAGAGGACUUAGAGGUCUGCAGGGGUUACCAGGACCACAGGGAGACGUUGGACCCGAGGGCCUUCAGGGAAAGCAGGGUGAACGUGGCCCAUCUGGCUCUUCAGGAAUUCAGGGGGAAACUGGUGUUGGACUUCCUGGAUCAAAAGGUGACAUGGGAUUCCAGGGCCGACUAGGUCCUCCCGGUCCCCAUGGAGUGGGUGAACCCGGCCUUCCUGGACCUCAAGGACCACAAGGUGUUCAAGGGGGAAAAGGACCCCAUGGUGAGGGGUUUCCUGGACCAAAGGGAGAACAGGGUCUCACUGGACCGAGGGGGCCAAGGGGACAGCAGGGUGCAGGAAUCAAAGGAGAAAGGGGUGGCUUGGGACUUCCAGGUUUUCCAGGGCCAACUGGACUGGCGGGAGCAGGCAUGCAGGGAGAGAAGGGAGUCGAGGGUCCAAGAGGUCCGCCAGGAGUCAGAGGACAUCCAGGUGAAGGUUUAUCUGGACCAAAGGGAGACCAAGGUUUACCGGGAGAGCAGGGAGCCACAGGAGAGAGAGGCUUUGGUGAGCCUGGUUCAAAGGGGGAGCUUGGAGCCUCUGGUUUGGGUGGCCUGCCUGGUCUUCCAGGAGAGGAUGGAGCUCCAGGGCAGAAGGGGGAGGCUAGUUUACCUGGUUUAAGAGGUCCUGAGGGAGCACAAGGAAUUGGCACUCAAGGAGAGAAGGGUGACCAGGGUUCGAGGGGCAUCCGUGGGUUACAUGGGCCUCCUGGGAUCUCAGGACCCUCUGGACCAAAGGGUGAACGUGGGAUAUCAGGCCAGCAGGGCAUGCCGGGACAGCCAGGACGGUCCAUAUCAGGUCCAAAGGGUGAUGUAGGCUCUGCUGGUCCCCCUGGUCCUGUUGGAGAAGCAGGCCAUGGAUUACCUGGUGCAAAGGGCGAUCGUGGCCAUUCGGGUUCAACAGGUUCAGUUGGUCCAAAAGGCCAAGGCAUCCCCGGCCCUGUGGGUCCUCUAGGCCCGCCAGGAUUACCAGGCGAGUCGGGUCCAGAAGGAGUAGGAAUUCCUGGUCCCAAGGGGGAUGUUGGCUUUAGGGGAUUGACAGGUUUGCCCGGCCCACCUGGAAAGGGCUUACAAGGACCACCUGGUACUGUUGGGAGGACAGGACCUGUUGGUCCAGCUGGACCUUCAGGAGAAGGUACUCAAGGCCCGAAGGGUGAGCCAGGAUCUCAAGGUAUGACUGGGCCUAGAGGGCCUCAAGGAGAUGGAUUUCCUGGAGCUAAGGGUGAUCGUGGAUCACAGGGUGAAAGGGGAACGAAAGGUAUAAAAGGUGACAUGGGUGAUCAUGGAGUCCCUGGUGAAGCAGGAAGGUCAGGAGCAAAAGGAGACCAAGGCCUCACAAGAGAGGAUAUUAUUAAGCUGAUCAAAGAAAUCUGUGGAUGUGGCAUCAAGUGCAAAGAGCGGCCAAUGGAGCUUGUGUUCGUCAUUGACAGUUCAGAGAGUGUCGGCCCAGAGAACUUUGAAAUCAUCAAGGACUUUGUCACCAGGUUGGUCGACCGCACCACAGUUGGACGCAACGCCACCAGAAUUGGACUGGUCCUCUACAGUCUGGAUGUCCAUUUGGAGUUCAACUUGGUUCGCUACAUGAGCAAACAAGACGUUAAGCAGGCAAUCAGAAAAAUGCUGUACAUGGGUGAGGGCACCUACACUGGCACCGCCAUCAGAAAGGCGACUCAGGAGGCUUUCGUCAGCGCUCGGCCUGGAGUCAGGAAAGUAGCCAUCGUCAUCACCGAUGGUCAAACUGACAAACGAGAGCCUGUCAAACUGGAAAUAGCUGUGAGGGAAGCUCACGCUGCAAACAUUGAGAUGUACGCCCUGGGGAUUGUCAAUUCUUCUGAUCCUACGCAGACUGAGUUCCUGCAAGAACUAUACCUCAUUGCCUCAGACCCCGACAGCGAACACAUGUACCUUAUUGAUGACUUCAAUACUCUACCAGCACUGGAGUCUAAACUCGUCAGCCAAUUCUGUGAAGAUGAAAAUGGCGCCCUCAUUUACAAUCGCAUUACAAAUGGACACUGGAAUGGCAACAAUGGGCAUGGUAUUAAUGGAAACAAUGGAAAUGGAGAGAGAACCAAUGGAUAUAAUGGCUAUGGCAAUAAUGGUUAUGGUUAUGGAAAUAAUGGAUAUGGGAAAACUGAAAAUGGUCACAAUUACCAAGAGGAAAUUCAAAAUCAGAGACGCACCAACAGCCGAGGGCGAGGAGACACUUUCACACUGCCCAUCAGUGCUGGUCCUCUUCCAAUUCAGGUGGUGGAAGAUGAUGAAGGUGAAGAUUUAGACAUAAGAGCCCAAGCGCGGGUUGGUAAUACUGUAGCUAGUGUACCUGUAGUUAACAAAACAAAAUCUUUAUCGCUUGUGAGAGAAAGCUCCGUCUCCAAUGAGGCCGUCUUAUCUACCUCGACGUCUAUAUCCUCAUCGGCAACAUCUGUGUCAACACUGGACUCAGUUUCAUCUUUAAACUCUAAUCGGUUGCAGCCAGUGGUGAGCCCAGUCCUGUCUAAAGAGUCCCGCGUUCUUGAUCCUCGCUGUGACCUUAACUUGGACCAAGGCACCUGCCGAAACUAUGACAUCCACUGGUACUAUGACAAGCAGGCCAAUUCCUGUGCACAGUUUUGGUAUGGAGGCUGCGGUGGAAAUGGCAACCGUUACGAAACAGAGGAUGAAUGCAAGAAGACUUGCGUUCUAUUCAGAACAGCAGGAUAA